Westerdykella ornata is the source of this 1262-nucleotide messenger RNA. RefSeq names its product XLF-domain-containing protein. Gene Ontology annotation, biological process: double-strand break repair via nonhomologous end joining. Gene Ontology annotation, cellular component: DNA ligase IV complex; nucleus. The record is from RefSeq and is a predicted model, not a curated record. Gene Ontology annotation, molecular function: DNA end binding. Bases 116 to 1162 code for a protein of 348 amino acids. The transcript has a single exon. Lineage: Eukaryota; Fungi; Ascomycota; Dothideomycetes; Pleosporales; Sporormiaceae.
AAUUUUAGACAUACCUAGGUACGCAAUACCACAGUACGCGGGGAACCCGUGCGUGUGUUGGUAAGAGCAUCCACCAUAGUAUGCUGUAGGUGGGUUGUGCCGGAGGGAUUCCAGCAUGUCUUGCUGGCGAGUCUUGCACGUCUCUGAUUCCGAUCAGGACUCGUCCGUGCCACAGCUGCUCAUCAAGCCGAAUUUCCGCUCUGAUGCAUAUACGGUAUUUCUGACCGACUUGAGCAACAUCUGGAGUGAAGAGCUUGGCUUGGAUGAUAUUUUGAGACGAGCGUCGGAGCAUGAGUCGCCAAUCGAAGUCAGUCGUCAGGACAGGUCUCAACUAACUAUCCUUCUCGAACAUGUAAAGCAGUCCUUGGUGAGCAGCGAUGGCUCCACAUGUCGACUUACCAAGGGCGAUACGGAUGCAAUCGUACUGCAUACCGCCAGCAAACUCCCUGAUCCCCUUGGCUCCCUGACAUGGACAUUCAAUCUCCGAAAGCGCAACUCUGCUAUCCUCAAGGACGAACUCAUUCUACCGCUGCUGGUGUCGUCACACAUUCAACAUGAGCGCAUCCACGAACUGUUAUCUACCGUACGCGAGAAGGACAGGGCGAUUACGCGCUUCCUCGACCAACUCGAGUCCAGCAACAUCGACUUGGCACUGGCCUUCCCAAGCCUUGCACCGAUGAAGGCAGGGAGGCGCGCUGUCAAGCGCGAGCUGGCAGCACGGCAGAUACCAGCUUUGCACCCCUUGGACGAUGAGAAAUGGAUGCAAGAGACGGGAAGAUUGAAGGACGACCACGUGUGCACCCUGGCUCUUUUCCAGGAAGCGCUUUCAGAGUGCAACCCGAAAGUCCCGGCAGAGAUGAUUUCGGAGGAUGUGGACGGUAUAUGGUGGAAGUCGCUUGAUACGCGAUUGAGGCACAGGGACGCACCAGCAAAGAAAACGCAGAAGAAGUUGAGCUCGCCUCCUCCACCAACAGCUGACGAGGACGACACAGAGACGGAGGACGAGUUUGAGACCCAUGAGAACUUCAAGGUAGUGCUCGGCAUCGACAACCGCAUCCCAUUGCUAAUUCUAUCCGUAGCUUCGUCACACACAAACAGCGCACUCCAAUCCCCCGACACCAACCCCCGCAGUCGGGAGAGACGAAUCGAAACCGAUCCCUGACGCAGAUGACGAUGCUGAAGACGACGAGACGGAAGAUGACGAUCUCGAUGCGCCACUCAAAGGCCAGAGCCAGAGCCAAAGUCAGACGCGAGGUCGCCAA